Penicillium nucicola is the source of this 780-nucleotide messenger RNA. RefSeq lists its product as uncharacterized. NCBI's taxonomy places the organism in Eukaryota, Fungi, Ascomycota, Eurotiomycetes, Eurotiales, Aspergillaceae. The transcript has a single exon. The record is from RefSeq and is a predicted model, not a curated record. The coding region runs from base 1 to 780 and encodes 259 amino acids.
AUGAACCAAGAUCGCUCCCAAGAGGAGUCCAAACCCCCUUUCGCCCAACUCGGCGAAUUUUCAAAGCUACCACCAGAGCUACGCUUCCAAAUCUGGAACUGUCUCUUCGACAAUUUCUUCCAGAACAUGGACCUCGCACCCCGUGCUCUAUCCAUCCUUUCCUGCAAUCGAAGCCUCAACGAGGAGACGUCUCGUGUAUUAUACGAACAUCGUGUCCUCACUCUUACUGUCGCGGUUCGUUGCUCGUAUGAAGGAACACUGGAAUUCAACGCUAUCGUAAAGGCGGCAAAGGGUACGAGAAAACUAAAAGGGGUCAAAUACAAGGAGUUUAACCGCCUUGAUUAUGUCCUUCGACUUAUCCAAGAAUUCCCAAGCUGGAGAUUCCAAAAAUGUGGGCCAUGGAUUCACGUCGACCACUUUUUUUGGUUGCCGCCCAGCCAAGAGUUGGAGCUGUGGGAGUGUGUCCACCGGAUCGUCGACAUUGUGAAACUAAUACCAAACGGCAAAAACAUCACAUUCAAUACUUUCCAUCCCACUGCUCUGCCGAAAAAGCAGCCACUAAAACUAACGCAGAGCGGUGUGAUUAAGGACUGGUUUAAUGAAAGAUUCCCGGGGCAGCCUUUACCGUUCCGGACCUGCUACCGUCCAGACAUUCAUGAUCACGAUUAUUCCCCCGGUCCAUGCCUAGUCAUUCCGACCUACCACUAUUCGGUAUUGCAGGCCAUACAUUCUGUCGAGCUAAAGCAACAUGAACGAAAUAUGCUGGAGGCUGAGCGAUGA